Molecule: messenger RNA, 5413 nt
Organism: Propithecus coquereli (Coquerel's sifaka)
Lineage: Eukaryota; Metazoa; Chordata; Mammalia; Primates; Indriidae
Gene: PRKAB2
Product: protein kinase, AMP-activated, beta 2 non-catalytic subunit
Exons: 7
Coding region: 90-908 (272 amino acids)
Biological process (GO): signal transduction
Cellular component (GO): nucleotide-activated protein kinase complex; cytoplasm; nucleus
Molecular function (GO): protein kinase binding
Source: RefSeq, a predicted model, not a curated record
GGGGCCGGGGGCGCCCCUGACGCGGCGACUCGGGUGUUGCCCGCCCCGUUGUUCCCCGCGGCAGGUGGCCCCCAACACGAGCUGCCUCCAUGGGAAACACCACCAGCGACCGGGUGUCCGGGGAGCGCCACGGCGCCAAGGCUGCACGCGCUGAGGGCGCCAGCGGCCAUGGCCCGAGCAAGGAGCACAAGAUCAUGGUGGGCAGCACCGACGACCCCAGCGUCUUCAGCCUGCCCGAUUCUAAGCUCCCUGGGGACAAAGAGUUUGUAUCAUGGCAGCAGGAUUUGGAGGACUCCGUAAAGCCCACACAGCAGGCCCGGCCCACUGUUAUCCGCUGGUCUGAAGGAGGCAAGGAGGUCUUCAUCUCUGGGUCCUUCAACAAUUGGAGCACCAAGAUUCCACUGAUUAAGAGCCAUAAUGACUUUGUUGCCAUCCUGGACCUCCCUGAGGGAGAGCACCAAUACAAGUUCUUUGUGGAUGGACAGUGGGUUCAUGAUCCAUCAGAGCCUGUGGUUACCAGUCAGCUCGGCACAAUUAACAAUUUGAUUCAUGUCAAGAAAUCUGAUUUCGAGGUGUUUGAUGCUUUAAAGCUAGAUUCUAUGGAAAGCUCAGAGACAUCUUGUCGAGACCUCUCCAGCUCACCUCCAGGGCCUUAUGGUCAAGAAAUGUAUGUGUUUCGAUCUGAGGAGAGAUUCAAAUCCCCACCCAUCCUGCCUCCUCACCUACUCCAAGUUAUUCUUAACAAGGAUACUAAUAUUUCUUGUGACCCAGCCUUACUCCCUGAGCCCAACCAUGUUAUGCUGAACCAUCUCUAUGCAUUGUCCAUUAAGGACAGUGUGAUGGUCCUUAGCGCAACCCAUCGCUACAAGAAGAAGUAUGUCACUACUCUGUUGUACAAGCCCAUCUGAAAGAAUCCCUUCUUCCUCCAAGGAUUCAGGAGAAGCAUCUCCCUUGCCUUUCUAGACUGCACCAGUCUUACCUGAGACUGGAAGGCUGAUUUGCUUUGAGGCCGUUAUGUGUAUUUCAGAGCCUUCAAGUAGGAUGCUCUGCUUUUGCAUUUGAUUGCAGAUGAGAGCUUUAUGAGUUCAUGGAAUUUAUUUUAAGAAAAAUAAUAUAUAUGUAUAUGAGAGGAAGGUAAAUGGAAGCUUCCUAGCCCCAGCUAGACGUAUUCUGUCUGCCUGUGGCUAUUCACCAAGACCUGUUUGGGGGAGCUAUAGGAAUAACUCUGUAGGAAAAUUUUUUCCUAAAAUGAAAGAACAGCAAACUCUUAGGAUCCUUCUUGGGCGGAGAUUCUAUCACUGCUACCUUGGCUUUCCAAGGGAUGGACUUGUGUUAGACUGCUGCCCUCCUUACAGCUGCCUCAUUGCGAGGGCAGCUUUUCUUGCAUGGGUUCUCUGUAUUCCCAGAGUAUGUAGCACAAUCUGUAUUUUUUGUAUGACACCAGAUGCCCCGCAAGAACCCUUUUUCCUCUCAUUUCACAUUCUUCCUUUAAUAGCCUCCUUCAGAUCACAUACCUGACCCCUCCCUAACACAAAACUAAUUGGGUAAGUGACCCCUUUGAAAAGUUAUAUAGGACCUGACCCACCUCAGAGACUAGGGCUGCCAGAAGGUUUCCUGUGUAGCCCAGCACAGGCCCAGGCCACUUUGCUACUGCUCAUUUUAACUUCUGCUAAACAAAAUAUGUCUCAGCAUUAUAAAAAAGGCAGAAUGCAGAAAAUCUACUUUUCUUUUUUUAGUUUGGUCCCAAGGCUUAGGCUCUAUUGGCACAUUCCCAUAGGUUUUCCCACUUGGCCUGGCCCUGCUCCCAUCUUUUCUCUCUCAGAGAGGACAGCUCGGAAGGUAAGAAUGGAACCAGGGAAAACUUUCAUGUCUUUCAUCCUUGAAAGAUUUUUAUGUGCCUGCAUUUUUCUUUAAUUAAAAAAAAAUGCCUUUCCAUUGGUCUUAAGAGACUGCAUUGGAGAACUUCAGGCUAUUGAUAAACGGUUCUUAAGAUUUUCUUCUCUAGCCUAGCCCUCUACAAUCUUACGUUAUUAUGGCUAACCCUGUGCACAUCAUUACACUAAACACUGUUCUAGAUACAAUUUCAUUCAACUGAUUUGAUGCACUACAGGGUUCCCUUAACUUAAAGAUUUAUUAAGCCAAGAAGCAAGAAAGUAUUCCUGGUUUUCCCAACCAUGAAAAUAUCAUUCUUUGCACUAAGCAUUAACAAGAUCAUUUUGUUCUUCUGCCUCUUCUUUUAAAAAUAUUUGAUGAUGAAAAACAAAAAUAUUUGAUGAUGAAGUGGGGUCACUGAUUUCAAUUUUAGACUGAAAAGUAGCUAUUCAAUCCACUUUUGGGGUUCAGAGAUAAAACUUUUUUUUCCAAGUAUCUGUGGCUCUUCCAUUUUACAGAUACCAAGUCAAAACAUUCAACACUGAAGGAGGCCAAACUGUUGAUGAUUGAGAAACUCCUUGACUGCUAAGAUAAGUCCUGCCACACUGAAAGCGCACCCACAAAUCAGUUUAGCUACCUCCUGUCUUUUCCACGCAAGGCUGGCAACACAGUUGUCUUUGGGCAUGUAGAAUUCUUGGACGCCAGGUAUGAGGCAGUAAGGUGUGGGUUCAUCGUUUUGCUGGGAUGCAAAUUAUCGAAAGCUUUGGUGGUUAAUUGCUGAGAGGAAAUACUGCUUUAGCCAUCCGAGGCCACCUUCUGCAGCAAAAGGUAUUUGUGGAGAACCUUUUAUGGUCCCAACUACUUUUUCAAUGACGUGCCAUUUAAAAAAUCCAAGCCAGAUCUUAUUCUAACCAAGUCUCAGGAUUUACAUAGUCUUCAGUUAUAGGAGAAUUUUAUGUUUAUCCAAAACCCAUUAAAUAAGUGGGCCACUUAGGAGGAUUCAAAAUCUUGGUUAUUACAUAGAGAAUUUUGUUGUACUCAUUUUUUGUCAGAAGUAUUGAAAUGUAAUUAUGUGUUCGUAUAUUAAAAUUUUUACUCCACACAGGGGUAUCAGUAGAGUGGGGCAGGAAAAGAGAUCUCUUCAGUUUCCCUCAGGCUAGAAGCUUCUGUGAAUUGGGUCUGGUUCCAAUGCCAGUAGGUGCUGGUGACCUUCAGAUCUUUCUAAUCUGGAAAUGUGCAAAGUGUGUCAGUUUCCCAAGCUCUGAGGUAAUCUUUCAGCCAGAUGUGAAACAGGAGCCCACCAGCUGGUAUAGAACAGAUGGUUAAGAAGAACUGGGUGAUGACGUAUUCAGCGCUGUCCUUUUUCUGUACUGCUUAUGCACCCAUGGCUCUGAGAAGCCCUAUCUUGGUCUGUCCUCGAGACACUGUUCUGGAGGAGAGAGAAGGAAGGUAGCUCAAAGUACAGUUCACUCAUCCUUUUACUUAGUUAAAAGGAUAGUUUAUUUUAUGCAGAAGAGAGUUUGGCAGAUUUUGAAAAUGAGUAAAGGCAAAAAAAAUUUUUUAGCCUUUUUUUUUUUUUGGCCUAUCAGAAUUUCAGGGUCAAAGUUGGGAGAAUAAGAAAAUAAGUCUUCAGGAGGGGCUGACCCUUAAAGAACUGCAACAUGUUUUUGGGGUUGUGGGGAAAAGAAAGAGAGCAAUUGAGUUGAGGAGUGAUAUUAGGAAGAUAAAGGCUUAACUAUUAUAACUCAGAAAUGAAAAAUAUCCUUUUUUAAAAAGACCUGAAAUCACACAUAACAUGGUGGUCUUCUGGGAUCUCAUUGUAACAAAACUUAGCAGUGUGUAAACCAUCUUCCCUUUGCCUUUUCUUGUUCCUGUUCUGUACCCUUUCCUCUGUAUUUUGCUUUAACUUCAUUUGUCAGGUAGACUUUGUCAGAGUCUCAAGUCACACAUUACCUAAAACAUAGGUUAGUUAUUUUGCUGGUAUGGAGAACUUCCACCCGUGAUAAUUAGCUUGCUCUAGAGUUGACUGGGAUUUAACCACUGUGGGCAACACCCCUUAGCCUCAGUGGUAUUUUAGGCAUACUUUUAAACAUAUGCUUAUAUGGUGGCGAAUCCAAGAGAAGUUUCUGAGGAUCCUGCGGACCCAGGCCCACUCACUUUCCUUCAGUUAUUUUUAGUCUUUUGUAGAUUUAAUGGAUCUGAGAUAAAACCUUAGAAAAGUGUCAAUACUCCAUGUUAUGCUGCUAAAAUGAAGUUAAAUUAAGAAAGAAGUGAUACCUCCACACUGGGUUUAUAUUAAUCUGGGAUAUAAGUGAAGGAGACAUACUAAUGAUAGAAUUCCCUGCUUUUGACUGGGGAAAUAGGGCUUUUAAAUUUUUGACCUCAACUAAAAAUGAUAUGCAAUAGUCUAUGUUUGUGUGUGUUUGAAAUACAUUGUAUUCUCAGAGAUUUCUACAUCCUCACAUUCUAGUAAUUUGGGGCAUGGGCUUAACAACAGAUACACAGUUCAUUCCUGCAUUAUUCUGAUUCAUCCUUAAAGCCAAGUUCUUGCUGUCUUCUACCAGGGGCUGCUGGCUCCGGUUACCCAUGUAAUGGAGGACCUGGGAGGGAUAGUGGUUAGGGUCUUUCAAAACUUUAUGGAUCUAAGUAUUUGUCUCUUCUCAAGUGCCAAUCACAAUUGGAGAUUGAAGGACUGUGAUUUCUGUAACUUUUGGAGUAAAAAGCUAAAUCUUUUUUUAAAUUAUAAAAAGAAAGAAGGAAGAAAAGAUAGAAAAACUCAAGUCUGUUACUUGUAGAAUCCAAUUCUUAGCAAAGGAAUAGCUCUAGGAUUCUAAUUUGGGCUUUGUCUUGGUUUGCUUUUCUUAAUUGUGCUUUGAAGUGAAUAAGCUUCAUUAAAAAUUAAUUUUUUUUUAUUAGUUCCAACACUAGUUGGUGUUCACUUGAAUUAAUUGUGUGUAGCACAGUACUUUUGCAGCAAGAUCGGUGUGAAAUACUAAACACUCUGGAUUUUGUAGGUGUCAGGUUAAAUGGUCAAUUAUACCUACAUUAAGUAACAUCUUAGGUAUUGAUUAUCUUAAUUCUUUUCUAUUUCCCUCUACAGAACACUUACCCUACCCAGCUUGUGGUUUUAGGACAGCCAAAGCUCACUGUUGUUUAGUCCUAUCUCUACACUGGGUCCCAUAUAUGAUACCUGUUUGAAUUUUGGUAAAUUGGAGGCUGUUGGUUGGUAUUACACUGAAGCAUUUUGAGUAAGUGCAGCUCUGUAUCUGUCAGAAAGGGGGGAUAAGACUAUAAUUUGAAGGGAAUUAAAUAUAUGAGAGUCUUCUUUUAAAUGGUGCUUUUUGUAACCUUUAAUGCUGAGGUACAGAGCUGCUUUUCAGUGUUUCACAAAGGAGUGACAUACAAGUAUGAAUUUUAAAGCUUUUCUCCAAAUGUAAUUUGUCAUUGGAUUCUGAUAUGCCUGAAAGUUACAUGAUGUAACACAUACAAAAAUGUGAGUUUUUCCAUAAAACUCUUUAAUAAAAGCAUUAUACAGCAAUAA